AUGCAGCCACCACCCAGAAAGGUUAAGGAGAGCCAGCAGGUGAAACUGGUCUUCUCAGAGCAGCUCAGCAAAUUGCAGGCCAAACAACACCAGGACAUUGAACUGCUGGAGGAGAUCAGGUCCUACAGUAAGCAACGAGCAGCUAUAGAGAAAGAGUAUGGUCAGGCUCUUCAGAGGUUAGCUACCCAGUACCAAAAAAAAGACUGGCAAAGAGGAAAUACAGAUGACACCACAUCUGGGGGUGCGUUUGCUGUAUGGCGGUCUGUAGUAGAUGCUUCAGCUAAGACUUCCACAUUUCGCCUUGCUGCUGUAGAGGAAUACCAUCAUCUGAUUACACAAGCCUCCAAAAGUCUCCACAAUGCAAAGGACAUACGAGCUAAGAGAGGCUUAGAACAGCUCCAGCAGGUACAGGGUGAAGUGGUGGAUGCUGUGCGGGAACUGCACAGGGUCAAGAAGAGCUACCACCAACUCAGUCAUAUCGCCAAUGUUGCCAGAGAGAAAGCCAUUGAUGGACAGACCAGAGCCAAAAAGAGUGAACAUGGGAUUUUCCAUUUUAAAACAGGACUUCAAAAAAUGUCUGCUAAGCUCACUGCCAGGCAGAAAGAGUGUGACGACCGUUUGACUGAAGCUCGUAAUGAGUAUCUACUGACAUUAGCCGCUGUGAACGCUCAUCAGAAACACUAUUACACUAAUGACUUAUCAUCUAUUAUGAAGCAUAUGGAUGGCCAUGUGUAUGAUGAUUUAAGACGGUAUUUCACCGUGCUCUGUGGGACAGAGAUGCACGCCUGUCUGGCCACACACAAACUGUACCAUGGCAUAUGGGACAGUGCUGCUAAGGUAACCAGAGAGAGAAAUGUUCAGCAGUUUCUGCAAGAAUCUAUUUCCUUCAGCAAAAUACCUGAAUUCACCUUCCACACUGCUCCACAUGACAAGGUGGUUGCUUUACAGGACUUAUCUACUUCAGAGGAGGAGGGCUGUCUGGUGAAGGAAGCCAAGAAAUUGGCUACCAAGGUUGCAAAGGACUACAAGAUCAUCACCCACGGAGAGAGGGCUUUACAGAUGUUAGAGAGUCGACUGAAGCUGUUGUCAGGGGAGACUGGCCUCAGUGUGGAGCAGAAGAUAGAUGAGGUACAGGACAGUGUCAGGAAAGCCAAGUUAAGUAAGGUGAAGGAAGAGGCUCGUUUCUCUCUGUUGUCAGAGAGCAUCCCAGGAACUGAACAGUGGCUUCACAAGGCUAUGGACCAGGCAGAGAAGGAGCUGGAGAGAGAGAGACACCUGAGUGAACAGAAAAAGUCUACUGAGGACUUUUCAGAGGAUGAGUUUAAGCUGACUGACUUUGAGGACUACAAGGAUGAGAAUGGUGACAUCUUUGCAGAUUCAGCGUCAGCAUCUGGAGGGUGUAUCUACCCUGCAGCCUGCAGAGUUAUCUACAGCUAUCAGGCUAGCCAGUCAGAUGAGUUGUCAGUUUCUGAAGGGGAGGAGCUUCAUGUGAUAGAGGAUGGAGAAGUGGAGGACUGGCUGAAGGUGUGCAACACAUGUGGUCAAGUGGGCUAUGUUCCUGAGCAUUAUGUGCAGGUUGUGUGUCUGCCAGCAGAGGGCACUGCUCAACUGAACCGUUCAUUCUCAUCCACCUCAUCCUCAAAGAAUAAAGAGAGGGCAGAGAGCAGAGGUGUAGCCAGAGCUCUGUACUCCUACCAGGCUCAGAGUGCAGAGGAGCUUUCGUUCCAGGAGGGCGCACUAAUCCGCCUGAUUUGCUGUCAACACGGAGAGGUGGAUGAUGGUUUUUGUGAGGGUGAGCUGAAUGGACAGAUCGGUCUCUUCCCAUCAUUGGUGGUGGAGGUUGCACAUGAGGAAGUAGAGGGGGAAGAGAAAAAGGAGGAGCUUCUUCCAAUUCCAACAGUGCCUCCCUUCUCACCCCCAAUCGCCAGCACUUCAGCUUCUCCCCUUAGUGGUAUUGAGGACAAACAAUGGACUAGUGAAAAAGUGUCAGUGCAGGCAGAGAUUAAAGCCAGCAGCCGCAGUGUUCCAGAGCUCUACAGCUGUCGAAUAAGACCAUGUCGGGAACCCCCUCCUCCUCCAACACAGAAACCUUCAACUCGAGCUUAAGGCUGGAGUCACCAUACAUUUCAAAGAAAUAUAUUUAACUACGAACUGUAAAUAAAGAUGGAAGAGGAACAUCCCCUCAAAAGUAAAGCCAAAACAAGGAGAGCAACUGCUGGUGUCUUGCUGCAGUGUAGGUCAUAAGUCUCGCCUCUUCCAUAUUGGGACAUUGACAGGACUGGGGUCAAACUAAAACACUGAAGUACACGUCGGAUACAUUUUUUUUCACCUACAAUUUCUGUCACGGUUCUGUGGUUCUGCAGUUACACUCUCUGGCCAAAAAAAAGUCUCCACCAAAACGCCACUACUCACACUAAUAUUUCGGUGGAUCACCUUUAGACUUAGACUUAGAUUUUAAUGAUCCACGAAGGAAAUUAUGUCAUCACCGUAGCUUUGUUGUACAUAAAAUUAAACACUUUUCAAAAAAAACACAAGAAAGAUUAAAUAAGAUUAUAUUAAAACAAAAUAAAAACAAUCAUCUAGUAAAAUAAACAGUAUAAACAAGAAAAUUUACAGAAUUAGCAUUAUGAACGUGUCUCUCGUUGUCUCUGAGGGAGGGAUGCAAACGCCAACGGAGUGUGUCAACCCACUUACUUACAGCGUUUCUAUAAGCUUAUGCAUGUCAAUACAUUUAUUUCCAUCCAGUGUUGUAUUAAUUUUUCACCAAGACCUUGAACUGAUGAUGGGAGAGUCUGACCACUGCACACGCCAUGACCACAUGACCUUUUGCCGUCCACUAAUUAGCUUCAAUUCAAUUCAAUUAAGUUUUAUUUAUAUAGCGCCAAUAACAAUACAAAUCAUCUCAAGAGGCUUCACAAAAACCAGCCUGCAACCUCCAGAGCAGCCUGAGGGCAAC
Mugil cephalus (flathead mullet) is the source of this 2956-nucleotide messenger RNA. Its product is annotated as F-BAR and double SH3 domains protein 1-like. The transcript is spliced from 21 exons. Gene Ontology annotation, biological process: neuromuscular synaptic transmission; regulation of actin filament polymerization. The record is from RefSeq and is a predicted model, not a curated record. The coding region runs from base 1 to 2106 and encodes 701 amino acids. Gene Ontology annotation, molecular function: protein binding. Lineage: Eukaryota; Metazoa; Chordata; Actinopteri; Mugiliformes; Mugilidae. Gene Ontology annotation, cellular component: recycling endosome; neuromuscular junction.